This is a messenger RNA of Struthio camelus australis, 9554 nucleotides long. The record is from RefSeq and is a predicted model, not a curated record. NCBI's taxonomy places the organism in Eukaryota, Metazoa, Chordata, Aves, Struthioniformes, Struthionidae.
GCACAAUGUAUUGGGAUCUCAGUUACUCAUUAACUUUGAUUUAAAUCAGGAGGAUGCAGUUGCUUUCUCUUUCAGUGAUAGAAAUGCCAUAGUUAGAAAUUGAGUCAUUAAAACUUGCUGCCUUUGCAAAUAUGCUUAAAUAUAAACUGUAUUCAUUGCACGGGUCAUAGGCCAAAUCCAAAGCGGGACAGACAAAUUCCACUCUAUCUUGAUAAUUAGAAACUCCAGAGGAAAAAAUAGAAGCCCUCCUUCUAUAUUGCUUCUGUAGUGAAUGAGCUGUGCUGCUGGAGGUGAGAAAGAUGGGCGGAAUGGUUGAUGGUAUCCUAAAAUACCAAAAUGUCCAUUAAAGCAUGCCCUGAUAGUGUUUUAGUGUUACUGUAAUCUGAUUGAUUCUAAUGAAAGCUGUGACAUUAAUGCAUUGCUGUAGUAAGGAAGAGAAUGUGUGUAGGAGGAUGCCUUGAGAGGAGUAAUUUAGACUUAUUUACGCAUAUUUAUUCUGUAUUAACUAUUGCAGUUUAAUUUCUUGCCUAUCCUCAUCUAUUUUUACAGCAUGGACAAACCCUGUGGCUUUGUACAUUUUUUUGGCUCCAUUUAAAAAAAAAUUGCGUUGGGUAUUUUCUACUGAUGACAUGACAAGUAUGUUUUUUUUGAACAGAACUUGACUUUCUAAUACACUUUGGAUUAUUCUUUUACAAUUCUCUAGAGCACAGCUACUCAGCUUUUUCAACGCGGGCAGGUUUCUGGGGCUAAUAGUUGUUCUCAGCAGCAAAAACAAAUUCAUGUUGUCAAGUGAGGGAAGAAAUGAUCUUCUGGCUGCACCUGGUUCAUGGAAUGAGUUCUGUUUGUACUUGGUUGCACACUAACUCGUUUUCUUGAAUCAAACGUAUGAGAUAGGACCAUGGCCUAUGAGGUAUACUCAGAAAACCUGAUGUGCAUCUUCUGUUUAAUCUACUUCUGUGUAUGUGUCACUUAUAAGAUAGAUUUCUUGAUCUGUAUUUUUAACAUAGAGUUAUUUGUGGCUUUCAGGUUCUGCCAAAAUGGAGCUUAGUGAUGCCAAUUUACAGACUUUAACUGAAUAUCUAAAGAAAACGCUAGAUCCGGAUCCUGCUAUAAGGCGUCCUGCGGAAAAGUUUCUCGAGUCAGUUGAAGGAAGCCAGAAUUAUCCGUUGUUACUCUUAACGCUGCUGGAGAAAUCACAGGAAAAUGUCAUCAAAGUUUGUGCAUCUGUAACAUUCAAGAACUAUAUUAAAAGAAACUGGAGAAUUAUUGAAGAUGAACCAAACAAAAUAUGUGAAUCAGACCGGAUAGCCAUUAAAGCCAACAUAGUGCCCUUGAUGCUCAGCAGCCCAGAACAAAUUCAAAAGCAGUUGAGUGAUGCAAUUAGUAUUAUUGGCCGGGAAGACUUUCCUCAGAAAUGGCCAGACUUGCUGACAGAAAUGGUGAAUCGCUUUCAAAGUGGAGAUUUCCAUGUCAUUAAUGGAGUCCUUCGCACUGCUCACUCUUUGUUUAAAAGGUACCGCCAUGAAUUUAAGUCAAAUGAAUUAUGGACAGAGAUCAAACUCGUCCUUGAUGCCUUUGCGUUGCCCUUGACAAAUCUCUUUAAGGCCACAAUUGAACUUUGCAGCACACAUGCAAAUGAUGCUAGUGCUUUGAAGGUUUUAUUUUCUUCUCUCAUUCUAAUUGCGAAGCUGUUCUACAGUUUAAAUUUUCAGGAUCUUCCUGAGUUUUUUGAAGAUAACAUGGAAACAUGGAUGACAAAUUUUCAUAGCCUUUUAACUUUAGAUAAUAAACUAUUGCAGACUGAUGAUGAAGAGGAAGCUGGAUUACUGGAGCUCUUGAAAUCCCAAAUUUGUGAUAAUGCUGCUUUGUAUGCUCAAAAAUAUGAUGAAGAAUUCCAGCCCUACCUGCCACGUUUUGUAACAGCAAUCUGGAAUCUGUUAGUCACAACAGGCCAGGAAGUUAAAUAUGACUUGCUGGUUAGUAAUGCAAUCCAGUUUCUGGCCUCCGUUUGCGAGCGACCACAUUAUAAGCAUCUGUUUGAAGACCAGAAUACAUUGACGAGCAUCUGUGAAAAGGUUAUUGUUCCCAAUAUGGAAUUUAGAGCGGCUGAUGAAGAAGCAUUUGAAGACAAUUCUGAAGAAUAUAUAAGAAGGGAUUUGGAAGGAUCUGAUAUUGACACCAGGCGCAGAGCAGCUUGUGAUCUAGUCAGAGGCUUGUGCAAGUUCUUUGAAGGGCCUGUGACAGGGAUCUUUUCUGGAUAUGUUAAUUCCAUGCUGCAAGAAUAUGCAAAAAAUCCGUCUGUUAACUGGAAGCACAAAGAUGCAGCUAUUUACCUUGUUACAUCUUUGGCGUCUAAAGCUCAGACUCAGAAGCAUGGAAUAACACAAGCCAAUGAACUUGUUAAUCUGACAGAAUUCUUUGUGAAUCACAUUCAACCUGACUUAAAGUCUGCUAGUGUGAAUGAAUUCCCUGUUCUAAAAGCUGAUGGUAUCAAAUAUAUCAUGAUUUUUAGAAACCAAGUACCUAAAGAACAACUAUUGGUAUCUAUUCCUCUUUUAAUCAAUCACCUUCAAGCAGAAAGUAUUGUAGUCCAUACUUAUGCAGCCCAUGCUCUUGAAAGACUCUUUACCAUGAGGGGGACUAAUAAUACUACCCUCAUUACAGCUGCAGAAAUGGUACCGUUUGUAGAAGUGCUGUUAACAAACCUUUUUAAAGCACUGACGCUUCCUGGCUCAUCUGAAAAUGAAUACAUUAUGAAAGCUAUCAUGAGGAGUUUUUCUCUGCUACAGGAAUCCAUAAUUCCAUACAUCCCUUCUGUCAUCACGCAACUUACACAGAAACUGCUGGCUGUCAGUAAGAAUCCAAGCAAACCUCACUUUAAUCAUUACAUGUUUGAAUCGAUAUGCUUGUCGAUAAGGAUAACAUGCAAAGCAAACCCUGAUGCAGUUGGAAGCUUUGAAGAGGCUUUGUUUAUGGUGUUCACUGAGAUACUGCAGAAUGAUGUACAAGAGUUCAUUCCAUAUGUGUUUCAAGUGAUGUCUUUACUUCUGGAAAUGCAUAAAAAUGAAAUUCCAUCAUCCUAUAUGGCAUUGUUUCCUCAUCUACUUCAGCCGGUAUUAUGGGAAAGGACAGGGAACAUCCCUCCUUUGGUCCGACUCCUGCAGGCUUAUUUAGAGCGAGGUGCCAAUACAAUAGCAAGUGCUGCUGCUGAUAAAAUUCCUGGAUUGUUAGGUGUGUUCCAGAAGCUAAUUGCCUCUAAAGCUAAUGACCAUCAAGGAUUCUAUCUUCUAAACAGUAUUAUAGAGCAUAUGCCUCCUGAGUCAGUUGACCAGUACAGGAAACAGAUCUUCAUUCUACUAUUCCAAAGACUUCAAAAUUCCAAAACAACAAAAUUUAUUAAAAGUUUCCUAGUCUUCAUUAACUUGUACUGCAUAAAAUAUGGGGCAUUAGCUCUUCAAGAAAUAUUUGAUAGCAUACAACCAAAGAUGUUUGGAAUGGUUUUGGAGAAAAUAAUAAUUCCUGAAAUACAGAAAGUGUCUGGACAAGUUGAAAAGAAAAUCUGUGCUGUUGGCAUUACAAAAAUAUUAACAGAGUGUCCUCCUAUGAUGGACACAGAAUAUACGAAGCUGUGGACUCCUCUGCUGCAGGCCCUAAUUGGCCUUUUUGAGCUGCCUGAGGAUGACACUAUCCCUGAUGAAGAACACUUCAUUGACAUAGAAGAUACUGCAGGAUAUCAGACUGCAUUCUCUCAGCUAGCCUUUGCUGGGAAAAAAGAACAUGAUCCUGUAGGUCAAAUGGUGAACAAUCCUAGAAUUCAUCUGGCACAGUCUCUUCACAAACUGUCUACUGCGUGCCCAGGCAGGGUCCCAUCAAUGCUGAGUACUAGUCUGAAUGCAGAAGCGUUGCAGUAUCUCCAAGGAUACCUCCAAGCUGCAAGUGUGACACUACUAUGAAUUGCAUUUAUUUCACAAGCAAGAUCAAAAGCUGUUUUGCUAUACAGAAGGUUGACACUGACUUAUUUAAAGCAGAGCUCAGACAAAUUGAAAAAUGCUACUUGAAAAUGUAUUGCAGAAUCCAUCUUGUAAAAGAUAAAUGUUGCUUUAAGCAGAAAGUGAAAGAAUUAAGUGGUUCAUGUAAUCAUAGAUGAAAGGUGGCUAACUUCCAUUCCCAAUUUAAUUUCAAAGGGAAUAGUCAUAGUGGUUUAUUACAGGAUUUAUUUGAAUUCUGCACCUGCAGUGUUUGGAUAACUUUUUGAAAUGUAUGGAGAGCACUGGCUGUAGAAACUCACUUUUGGUCACUAAAAUUCCUUUUCGUUUUGAUGUUGUCCUUUGUAUUUCUUUUGUCUUUCUUUAAACUUUAUCUAAAUUGUGAAUAAAUAAGAAGUACUUGUUUAAAAUGCCUGUCACUGUGCGCUUACUGUUGGUUUAGAAAAAAAGAAAAAUCAUGUUUUAAACUUAAGAUAGAAUAUACGUUAGUGGGACUGUGCGGAUUUUUCUUUAGGUAUUAGUUUAAAUACACUGUAGCAUCCAUACAGAGCAAAUGUAAAACUUUGGCAGAAGAUCCAGAGCAAUUAUCACCUUUCUGAUAUUCAUCAACAGGUGGCAGUAAGCUGCUGAAAGCACCCCUUCUCUUUGGGCAAUGCAUGUCGGUAUAAUGUGCCAAAAGCAAAUAAAAUACCCUCUUAGAGUAAGUAUCAGUUUCCAAGUGAAUUUUUAGUGAUGUACUAAAACUGAAGCAAUAGUUUUCUCUGUUUAACUAGUUUGUUCUCCCUGUCUCCAUUGAUUAGGUUUGGUACCCUUGAAUUCUAAGUGCAUCAGUUUACCUUGUAGUUACGGCUGCUUGAAAGUGAUAAGUUAAAUGCCUAAGCCUCGUUGUGUUCUCAGGUGGCCUGGGCACAAAACUGCUAGACCUCAGGCUUUUUGAGCGCUGAUACUGCAGGUACACAAAUAGAUCUGUCUAGAGACUGAACAAUUGAGUAGACUGAAGUCUCAGAUUAUAUGAUACUAUGUAGUGUCAUACAUGACACAUGUAAUUGUCUACCGAGGUUCUGCAGAUGACUUGAAUGUUUUUCCUCCACACAGGAUAGGGUUUGCUUAAUUAUAACGUCUGUUGAAGCUGAGCCUGUCAAGAAAGUUAGUGAAUUUACUGAGGGUAAAAAGUAGGGCAGAAUCAGCUGUCUUUCAGUUCCUCCUUAAUGUCUUUGGCCGUCAUGUGGUAAUACACACUGGUCAACUCUUAAGAUAGAAACGAGUUGCUUAUUAGACAGGAGAUCUAAACGACUUAAAUGAAAAUGUAUCGAAUGAAUCGGCAUCAAUAGGUUUUCAUGAAUCUGGUCUGUAAUGCAGUGUUAGAUCCUCUUCAUGCCUAAGUGUGGAGUGAUGGCAAGUCUCCAGAUGUGAAAUAAUAGUGGUGACCGUGAAAAGCGUUUGUCUUAAUGCUUCUGAGAGAGAGAGGCUAAUGAACUGUUGCCCGCUUGCAGAAGCGACCUGCAGGAGGAAUUUCAAUAUAGAUAAGCUGAAACCGCAUGAGAAACGUGACAUUUGCAAGGAACUGAAGAACAUCUAAAUAGAAUAUCACUGUUAAUUGAACUGCGGUCACUCAUAACCACCAAGCCAAAAGGAUGCUCAGAACUUUGCUGUGCAGCUUUUUUCCAUUUCUCUGGAAAACAGGGAAAACGAUUCUAUAGAGAGCAUGCAGAUCUCCCUUUCCUGUCAACUUCAAAGACCCAAAAUCAAAUAGAUAACGGGUGGCCAUGUCACAGAGUAAUUUGACAUGUUACCUUUGCUUCUAUUGAAAUAGAUGGUCUAUGUAUGCUAGAUGAUCUUGUCUCAAAGGAGGCUCUUUGGUACAAUGCCAUAUUAAGGGUUUCGCUGUGUUAGAUCUUACAAGUUCUGCAGUUCUAAGACUUCUGUAGGGGACAGGUAGUUUAGAUAUGUAACUAAGUGAAUGGGUGUUUCUUGUCUUACCAGUACCAACCACAGAUGGUACUAGACUGGAUUUACAGUAACAGGCUAGAACCUCUGUGAGAGGUACCCAAAGAAAUUGGAUCUUUUGAAUGGAAAAUAAUCAGUGAAUCUUAACCUUCACUAUCUUGCAUGUCUUGCAAAGCGUGGCUUUUUGUUGUGGGACAGACAUUCCAUGUGAAUAAGUGCCUAAGUGAAUAUCGAGAAGAGCUCAAAUCAACAAAUAGUGGCAUAACUGUCCUUUCGUUCGCUCUAAGUUGAAUGUCUUGGACUUUGUAGACAUGGCUGUGGCCCUGUUAGUGAUAUGUGAUUUAUUCCUGAUGUAGUCUGCGGAUUUCACAAGGCAUGCAAAUGUUUAUGUAGAGCGCUCACUUUUUCAGGGAAAUGAGCUUUUCAAGUGUAGUGCAGGCAAGAUGUAGCUCUGCUUCAAAGUACAAGUGUUACUGGUAGCGUCCUCACCCUUCAUUUAGGUGGAGACCUUUUUAGUACUUUGGGCAUCUCCUAUACCUGAAAUUCAGGAGGAAAUAAAAUAUUCUUGCCAGAUUUAUCUGUCAAUUUUAGUGGAAACUGGUGAAAGCCACUUGGUAACAAACAGUUUUCACAAGAUUGUUGAACUUCUAUAUGUCACCCUUUAAGUGUAUUUCAUGUUACUCAGUUGGGCAAAUACCUCUUAUGUUGGAAAGCUCAGGCCCAAAUCACCUGCUGACAAUCUUUUGAGGAGUUGGGGUGUUUAAUCCAAUUUCAGACUAUUAAAUCCUGCCCAUCAUCUGAGAUCCUUUUCUGAAACACUUCUGCAAAUAAGAAGCUAACUCUCCCUUGCAACUGAUAGUGGCAGAAGAGUCAAAUUCAGGGGAAAAGGUUACUUAUUCCUUUUUGAAUAUGAAGUGGGUAGUUGAAAGGGACAGCUGUUUGGAAUCUUUUCAUAUUGCAGAGCUCUUACCUGCUGUAUUAAAUUCAUAACCCUUCUUUGGAUCCUGUUGACUUAUUUGUGGUUCUCAGCUUCAAGUAAUUUUCUGAGGUGUUUUUAGUGGGGGAAAAAAUAACUGUCUUGGUGUAAACACCUCAAGACAAGUACCUGUUUUUGUUUGCUUGGGCUGUGAACUGACCAAGAUAUUGUCGGUAUUUCUGCAAUGGUGGUAGCACGUACAAAAGUGAAGUUGUAGUUCUUUGUUUCCUCAUCCAAAUACAUGCUAAGAUGAGACUUAUCCCCUCAGUGAGUCAGAUGCUUCAUUUUGAAAUCCUCUGAUGAGGAACAGAGCAUAUUCCUUCUCUCUGCUGCUUCUCUCUUUCAACAAACUUGGUUUUCUUCAGGCUCUCAACAGCUUGCUUAAAGGUACCUUCCUACAGACUGUACUUCUCUGCUUCUUCCAUACACUUUGCUGCUCGUUCCAUAACCUUUAAAUGAAAACAGUCUUCCUGAGAGCCGGGAAGGAAGGAUAGGCCACCUUAAAGCUGUCAGAGCAGGUCUUUAUACUGUCUUUCGCCAGGACAAGGUAACCGUUUGCAUCGUGAGAGAUUUCAGCUCAAAGUUUUUCACAGCAAUCUAUUUGUCUCCAAUUCUUCACCUUCUGCUGAAGUUCACUUCUUGUUCUUACACAGAAAAGGUCUAUCCACUUGGUGAUCUUCCCUUCAUCUGUCUAAAGAGCAUGUAGUUUAAGCUGUCAAAAGUGCUGCUAAAAUGCUGGGAAAUGAAUUUGAAAACGUUUUGAUGAAACUUCUGAAGAACAGAGAUGUUUCCUGCAGCACAGCAUGCAUAUGCUGACGUGGGUUUGGCUACUAGAAAUGGUGUAGUUGUAGCAGCAUGAUUUAGGCAUCCUUUUACUUUGGGUGGAGUAAAUUGUCUCACCUGACACUGCCUCUGCCAGACUGCUUCCUGUAGCUCAUGUAAAGCUAGUUUGGAAACAGCUGUACGCUGUGCUAUAAAAUGGCUUGUCUGUUGCCUUGUCCCAAAACUCUGGAUGUUUGGAUGCCUUGAUUAUUGUCUUAAAACAACUCUUUAUCUUUCCUUCAUAGAAAGAAUAGUAUCUUGUUUUAAACCUGCUAUCUCUUUUGCUGAUUCUUUCAACAAAAAAAAAAACUGGGAGAGGAGUUAUGCAUGUUCUUUCAGCCCUCAGGAGAAGUAUUGCAAAGAUGUUUUCCCCUAACUGUGUUUCAGGUAUUUGCCUUUGAAACUGAGAAUGUUAACUGAAAUGAAGAUAUGCUCUAGACAUGACUUCUCUAUGAAAAUUUAUACAUGUAUAUAAAGGCAGGAUAAAUGCUUUUUCCCCCCCCUUAGCUUUCUACCUUUAAUAAUCAAAUGAAGUCAUUAUCACCAUUAAUCUAAUUUAGAGGCAAUUUGAGAUGUAUACUGGGGUAUACUGGCUAAAAUAGUGGGUGCCAGCCAGUACAUAAAAGCCCUGUGACUUAGGUUGACGUCUGGUUGCAGAGUGACUAAACGUCUAAAAUUUUUCUCUCAAAAUAAUAAUUUUCUAAUUCAUGUGAGGUCAGCGCUUGUGCUAGACUCACUGUAUUGUAUUCAAGAUGAGAUCAUAUAAUAUAGGAGUAAAUACUUUAUUAAAGUAAUAAAUCUUAAAAAGAAUAGAAAGUGACAGAGAUAUUUUGUUACACAUGAGUAACAUGUCAGGAAAGCAGAAUGAAAGGGGUUUUAGCAAAGCUAGUUCAUAUAUUUAUCUUCCUGAUUAAAAAAAAAAAUCUGGUUUUGUGCCUGAUAUAAGGGAUAUUUUGAAGUAUUUAAAUAUAUGCAUUACAAGUAUCAGAUUUCUACAUGAACAUCUGAAAAUAUUGUAAUUACAGUAUUGUUUCCUUAAAAUUUUCAUGCAAGAAAACAAAAGUAUCAAAUAUUUUGCAAAUUAUUAGCUAGAAAUAGGUCUCUGUCCUUCUCUGUCUCUUUGUCCCUCUCUAAAGCUUUGUUUAACUGCUGCAUAAAGAAGAGUGGAAGUCUUUUGUAACAUUUUUUAAAAGUAAAAAUCAUAUGCAUACUAGGGGAGUAAAAAUCUCAUCCUUCAAAAGAAAGAACAAAUGUGUUGGGUAUUUGAGAUGUUCUGCCAAGUGUUCCUCAGACUUUUGAAUUACAUGUAUAUUUGCUUUAAACUACAUUCAACUUUGUAAUCUGGCUGCAGAUACUUUUUGGUCCAAUUAUGCAGGUUCUGCUCCUACCCCAGUGCUUACAAUUUUCUGGAAAAAAACCCCAUAACAUUGAAUUUUUAAUAUAAUUCAGUCUGAAAAAAUCUAGCUUUGUAUUUCCCUAUCUCCACCUAAAAAUCUACAAAAUGCACAAAUGCUGUUUCUUUUUUAGACAUCAUUAAGCCUUGCAGUAAUGAUUAUACAACAGUUGAAGUUUCGUUUCCUUCUGAAAUAUAACUGUUGCUGGCUUGGCAUAAUUAAAGCAUCUAACAGCACAUAUUAUUAUGCAACAGACCACAAGAACAUAUGAAGAGGUGUUUAAAUGUGAUAUGGGUUAUAUAUAUAUGCUUAUAUACUGGAGAAUGUCUUUUAAAUGCUAUAUUGUCAAUUAUUUUAAGUGUAUGAUGUAUUUUCUUUAUGGUGUCUUUGACAUCCAUACCAGUAUUAAAGACAUGGAUGGAUAUGGAA